AUGAUGGCCAAGGUGAAAGCCCAGGGCCUGGUGUCCGACCUGAUGCCCAACAUCAGGCUGAUGCAGGCUGCCGGGCAUUUCCUCUUCAACUACCAUUCCGAUAACUCUGGCAUGACCAUGCUGCUCCGCAAGGUCUAUGCCAGCGUGCAUGCGGUGCUCAUCGUCAUCCACUUCGCAUGCAUGGGCGUCAACAUGGCGCAGUACUCCGAGGAAGUCAACGAGCUGACGGCUAACACCAUCACUGUUCUCUUCUUCGCCCAUACUAUUAUCAAGCUGGUGUUCUUUGCCUUGAAUUCCAAGAGUUUCUACAGGACCCUGGCAGUAUGGAACCAGUCGAACAGUCACCCUCUGUUCACGGAGUCCGAUGCCCGCUACCACCAGAUCGCCCUCACCAAGAUGAGGAGGUUGCUCUACUUCAUCUGCGGAAUGACUGCACUGUCUGUCGUCAGCUGGGUAACACUAACCUUCUUCGGAGAGUCAGUCCGCCUGAUCACCAGUAAGGAGACCAAUGAAACCCUGACGGAGCCAGCUCCGAGGCUGCCGCUAAAGGCCUGGUACCCGUUCAAUGCUAUGGGAGGCUCCAUGUACAUUGUGGCUUUCGUUUUUCAAGUAUAUUGGCUGAUAUUCUCGAUGGCCAUCGCGAACCUCAUGGACGUGAUGUUCUGUUCCUGGCUGAUCUUCGCUUGUGAACAGCUGCAGCAUCUGAAGGCAAUCAUGAAGCCGCUCAUGGAACUUAGUGCCUCUUUGGAUACCUACAGACCAAAUACUGCUGAACUGUUUCGUGCUUCUUCUACAGAAAAAUCCGAAAAGAUCCCAGACGCUGUAGACAUGGACAUCCGAGGUAUAUACUCUACGCAGCAGGACUUCGGAAUGACGUUACGUGGAGCUGGUGGUAGACUCCAGAACUUUGCUUCUCAAAACAACCCCAACCCCAACGGCUUGACCCCGAAGCAGGAGAUGCUGGCCAGGUCCGCCAUCAAGUACUGGGUUGAACGGCAUAAGCAUGUUGUCAGGCUCGUGGCAUCCAUCGGUGACACUUAUGGUACCGCUCUGCUGUUUCACAUGUUGGUGUCAACCAUCACACUCACACUACUGGCUUACCAAGCGACUAAGAUCAACGGUAUCAACGUUUACGCAUUCAGUACUAUUGGCUACCUCAGCUACACGCUUGGACAAGUAUUCCAUUUCUGUAUCUUUGGGAACCGGCUCAUUGAAGAGAGUUCAUCCGUAAUGGAAGCGGCUUACUCCUGCCAGUGGUAUGACGGCUCUGAGGAAGCGAAAACCUUCGUGCAGAUUGUGUGCCAGCAGUGCCAGAAGGCGAUGAGCAUCUCCGGAGCCAAGUUCUUUACCGUGUCACUUGAUUUGUUCGCUUCUGUACUGGGUGCGGUAGUUACUUACUUCAUGGUGUUGGUACAACUGAAAUAAAACCUGAAAACAAGAAAUAUCUCUUACUAUUAUCACAUGAAGGUUUUGGAGAUUUGUUACUUGAUUUAGUUUUAAAUUUACUGAACAUUUGAAACUCGUGGGUUAAAACAAAAAUCUCAUAGGCAAUAAUUUCAAUAUUUAUAUGAAUGUUACAGUCAUUUAUCAAGCCAUAUAGUCGUGAAAAGUAGAAACCUUACAGUAUUUUUGUGAUUCAUAUAAUUACGUCAUUAAUACAUUUGUUUAU
Trichoplusia ni (cabbage looper) is the source of this 1669-nucleotide messenger RNA. RefSeq names its product odorant receptor coreceptor (gene Orco). Gene Ontology annotation, molecular function: odorant binding; olfactory receptor activity. The record is from RefSeq and is a predicted model, not a curated record. Gene Ontology annotation, biological process: detection of chemical stimulus involved in sensory perception of smell; sensory perception of smell. Bases 1 to 1425 code for a protein of 474 amino acids. Gene Ontology annotation, cellular component: plasma membrane. The transcript is spliced from 10 exons. NCBI's taxonomy places the organism in Eukaryota, Metazoa, Arthropoda, Insecta, Lepidoptera, Noctuidae.